Lichtheimia ornata is the source of this 1518-nucleotide messenger RNA. RefSeq lists its product as uncharacterized. Gene Ontology annotation, biological process: retrograde transport, endosome to Golgi. Bases 1 to 1518 code for a protein of 505 amino acids. The transcript has 8 exons. The record is from RefSeq and is a predicted model, not a curated record. Gene Ontology annotation, molecular function: phosphatidylinositol binding. Lineage: Eukaryota; Fungi; Mucoromycota; Mucoromycetes; Mucorales; Lichtheimiaceae.
AUGUCGUGUGCCUGCGCCAUCGGUCAAGCAUUGCAACAGCAUGGCGACACUAUCACUAUUACCAACGCCCAGAAGCAGACUAUUGACAAGACCACUUUUGUCGUCUACACUGUUUGUUUUCAGGAACAAGUAGUAAAGCGACGUUACAGUGACUUUGACUCAUUUCGAACGGCCUUGACACGACUGUACCCUGACGUCUUGGUGCCACCGAUACCAGAAAAGCACUCUCUUUCUGAAUAUACCCAACAAGUGCAUGGCAAGGAUGACCAGCCCAUGAUUGAUAAGCGUAAACGUAUGUUGCAGCGGUUCCUGUUACGCUUGGCAAAGCAUCCACGAUUGUGUCAUGAGCAUCUCUUUCAUCGAUUCUUGGAGCAUUCAGUAUCUUGGUCCGAGGUGGAGCUUCCUCCUGCUUCGAUUGACAAAUUACCGAGCAUGCACGAUUUGAAAGAACCCAAUUCUCGAUUUGCUGACAUGGAAACAGCUGCAGAAAAACAUGCCGAUUUAGCAAACACUCGAGUCGAUCGAUCACAACGCAAGGCCUUACGACGAAUGAGAGACUUGUCAUCGGAUUAUGCAGAGCUGGGAGCGGCAUAUCAUAUGCUGAGUCAAAAUGAAGCGGAUGGCCAAAUAGCGGGGGCAAUGGAGAGAAUUAGUAUGGCAGCCGAUACCACUUGUGGAAAAACAAAACACAUGGUGCAUGAACUAGAGGUCUCGUUUGCUGAACACAUGCAAGAAUAUGCACAAUACACUCUCAUUGCCAAGCAAGUACUACGAUACCGCCAUGCAAAGCACGCCCAACUCGAGCUCAUUGGUGUGUCACUCACAAACAAAAAGAGCAUGUUGCACGAUUUGCUGCAGACUGAAACAAAGGCGAUGCAGAUCGAGAAUGCCAUGAACAACAACAACGAUACAUCAUCAUCAUCCCAUUCGCCACCUUUAUCAUCUUCACCCCCUUUAUCAGCCCAUCGUCCAACAUUGUCAGCACAUCAACCACAUGAACAUGAAACGGAUCCUAAUUUUGAUGAUGAUGAUGAUGACCAUGAUGAUGAUACCCGAUCCGUGGAAGAUGGAUUUUCAGCUAUUGAAGUCUCUCCUUCAUCCCCAUCGGAUCCUUCCAUGACCGAAUAUCCUUCCAGCCUUACAGCAUCCGCUAUUCGUGCAUCAAGAGAUCGUUAUAGAAAAUGGUCGUCACCGAGAAAGUUGUUCAAUGCUGUAAGCUAUACUCUCCAAGGCAUGAUUGAUGUCGAUCCUGAAGCUACACGAAGGAAUCAAAUCAACAAACUCAAAGAAAGCGUGGCACAACUGGAAAAAGACCAAGUUCGAGUACGUCAGGAGCUCAAGGACAUCUCUCAAACAAUUGAACAAGAAUUGGAAGUAUUCCAAAGGCAACGAGCCAAUGACUUGCGUACAAUGAUGAUUGCUUUUGCAAAGAUGCAUCUACAGUUUUGUGAAGAGAAUGUUACUACUUGGCAAAAAGCACGAGAGCAAGUGGAUGAGAUUCAAACAGAAAGCUGUUAA